AUGGUGGUGAGCCGAGACCUGUCCUUUCUCGAGGCCAACCGCGCGGCCCCAUCGCUCAAGGAGAAGCCUGAUGGCAUGGAAUUGGGUUGCGAGAGCAUGCGAGUCAUUCCCGAACUCUUUGUUGGCAUCGAUUCUCGCGACAGUCGCCAGGCAGGCGUUGAAAAGCCCGGCGAGACCGACGACCCCGAUGGCCGGACUUUCAGGCUCCAUUUUGUGCGGUUUGUGAGAACCACCGUGUCUGCUGAUGAUCAACAUCAGAUACGGAAGAUCCUAUCAUCGCACAACUUGUUUGGCAAGUGUGCCCUGUGA
Molecule: messenger RNA, 309 nt
Organism: Clonostachys rhizophaga
Lineage: Eukaryota; Fungi; Ascomycota; Sordariomycetes; Hypocreales; Bionectriaceae
Source: the annotation of a GenBank genome assembly